AUGAAGGUCAGUGGUAUGUCGAAUUUGGAAAUGCUUAACAAUGGAGGAGGAAAAAGAAGGGGACGAAAAAGAAAACCAGAUCCAGAUGUAGCAGCAGCGACUGGUGAGUCCAAUUCGAUCAUGAAAUAUCUUGCAAAUGAAAUCAAAUUAGACAUACUUUCUCGAUUACCAAUUCCUUCAGUAUUAAAUUGCAAGUUAGUUUGUAAAAAUUGGCGCGAAACUAUUCAAAACCCUACCUUCGGCAAUACUCAUCUCCGUCGAGCUUUAUUAGGGCAACAACAACAACAGCUUAAUGAUCGAGAUAGUAAGGUUAGUUUUCUGUUACUGACUUUAGAGGAGAAAACUCGAAUUUAUAAUGGAUAUUAUUUUGAGAAUAGAAAAUCCCCUGAAGAAAUUAUGGAACUCCAGAGAUAUGAAGAUCUUUGGUUAACUGAAGAAGGAAGAAGGCAAAUUGAGAGUGGGGAAUAUUUUGAGGAUAGGAAACCAAGUGUGGAAUUCAAAAUUAUCAAUCAUCCUCUUAUUAAGAAGCAUUCUGGCACAGGUGCCAUUGUAGGGUCUUGUAAUGGUUUGGUUUGUAUCUCUAUACCUUAUACACACCACAUUGAUGAUCCUAUAUACAUAUGUAAUCCUACCCUCGGAGAGAAGAUUACUCUUCCAAGAUUCACAUUGAUGGCUAAAAACAAGAACAAUGUUGAGUAUAAGAAAACUACUUAUUUGGAUGGUCAUCUUGUGAGCGGGUUUGGGUACAACACUAAAACUGAUGAAUUUAAAGUUGUCAGGAUCCACUAUUUUGUGUCAAGGAGAUCAGAGCUAUCAAAGGGUCAAGUUCAGGUUUAUACUCUUGGUAGUGGAAAGGAGAUUUGUAGCCCAUGGCGUGGUAUCCUUGCAGAUGGUGCGCUUCAUUGGUUAGAUGAAGAAUGGAAUAUUGUAGCAUUUGAAUUGGCAGAAGAGGAGUUCAGUUUGCUCCCAUCACCAACUUGUUUCCGUCCUGGUGUUGUGAACUUUUUCACACUGCAGGGCCAUAAUUUUAAUUUUGAUAUGAGGUUGUUGGCUUUAAGAGGGUGUGAUAUGGUGUUGGGUGUUGAUUGGAUGAAGAAUAUUAGUCUUGUGAAAUUUGAUUUCAAGAAGAUGACUAUAACCUUCACUAAAGAUGGAGAGGAAGUUACCUUAUUGGGUAACACUGAAGCUGCCAAAAUUUCUCUAAUGUCAGGAAGUGCUGGAAAAAGGUAUUUUAAUAAAGACAGACAUGGAAUAAUGGGUCAUCUAUAA
Papaver somniferum (opium poppy) is the source of this 1269-nucleotide messenger RNA. RefSeq names its product F-box protein At3g07870-like. The record is from RefSeq and is a predicted model, not a curated record. The coding region runs from base 1 to 1269 and encodes 422 amino acids. The transcript is spliced from 3 exons. Lineage: Eukaryota; Viridiplantae; Streptophyta; Magnoliopsida; Ranunculales; Papaveraceae. Gene Ontology annotation, molecular function: protein binding.